ACACCUCCGUGUGGGCGUGACCGACCGGCUUACCUCCAUAACAGCCACUAAGCAACCACCAAACCAGCAGGUCGGGCAGCACCGAGUGCAAGUCAUCCUGACUACAUCAUUUUUUCCAACACUUGCUGGGGCUGUACUGUAGUUUGCUAGCUAGCUCUGUUAGCCAGCUGGUACAGUAAUUAGCAGCGGGUGACGGAGUAAACGCACACCUCCGUGGUUGGCAACUUGUGUUAGCUCGCCGCCGAGAACCACAUGGAUCCUCAAAACACCAACACGACCAGUGAAGCGAAGAUGUUGUUGAACCACGCGAAGACUCUCAGGCUGCACACCGGGAAUUUAGUCAACCGAAGUCGUCUGAAAAAGAAAUGUCCGGGCUCUCCCAGCGAGGAGCUUCAAGACUGCAUUCAAGCCACACUGAGCGAUUGGUUCUCCGCCACAAAACCGCCAUCCGAGGACUUCCCUGACACACUGGACUGCUCCAUCCCUCAGGCAACAGAUGCCAUAACACCAGAGGAGAGGGAGGAACUGAGGGUUUCAGUCAAGCUGUUCCUGUGUGAGUCGGUUGAGUCCUCCAUCAGAGACGCCGUGGAGAUGGUCUGCCAGACGCUGGCAGUUUCCCAGCUCGACUCUGUCAUCAUAGCGCCACCCUGGCCUCUGGAGGGUGACAGCCAAAGUUUGGCUCACCUUCAGCCAGCCUGGGAGGAGCUGGAGGCUCUGGUCAGGAGCCAGCGGAUUGCCGCCAUCGGCACCUCUGAUCUGGACAAAGAUCUGCUGGAAGAGCUGUACAACUGGUCUCAGGUGAAGCCCAGCAGUAACCAGGUCAACCUGGCCUCCUGCUGUGUGAUGCCUCCCGACCUGACAGCUUUCGCUAAGGAGUUUGACAUCCAGCUGCUCACACACAACGAUCCCAAAGAGCUGAUAUCAGCAGCCACAUUCCAGGAGGCUGUGCAGGAGGGAACGCAGGACCUGAACAUCGCUGACUGGAGGCUGGAGUGGGUCCUGCGCUACUCCAUCAUCGUUAAGAGCAGGGGCAUUAUCAAGGCUAAGGGCUACCUUGUCAGUGCGAGGAAGGCAACCCCCUAGCACACCCAGCUACAGAAGAAGACAUAUGGACAAAGCCAUUUUCCUCCUUUUUACAUUCUCACACACACACACACACAACAUGCAAAGUAACAGCUCCGAUUAAAGGAUGCUGCCAAUCACCAUGAGUCUUGACGUCAUUGUUUUAUCUUACAGAUAAGGUUGCAUCAUGUUUGAUUUCUUCAGUUUAACUUAUGCAGAUGUUCAUGACCCUCAUCUCAGUGAGAUAAAAAAAAGUGUCAGUUUAAGAGAAAAGACUGUAAAAGUGAUCAUUUUGCAGAUGACUGGUACAAGAACAGACCAGCCAUUUAUCGACACAGUACAGGCUGCUUUAAUGAUGGAAAAUGUCCGUUGCAAUCCAAGGUGAAGGUCCCUUGACCUUGUUCUGACUCAAAGUGCCUCUCAUCUUUUUCUCCUCCUGUUUUCAUACCUGUUUGUCUCCACUGUGUCGGUGUGACUCAAGCUUUAAAUAUUUCAGUCUGGGUGAUUAUGAGUAGAUAAGGCACAAAGAAAAGGUAGAGAUUUGUUGUGUUUUCAUACAGAAUGAUUCCAAACAUUGUGAAAGGGUAGAUGGGUAAAAAUCACAAAAAGUCAGGUUUUAUUCUUGCAGUUGAUUUUACCUGCAGAAUAUAAACCAUUUGCAUUCCUCAAUUGAUAAAAAAAUGAUGCUCUAAUUCAAAUUAAACUUCAUAUGAGAUGUUUAUUUUAUGAUGCUGAUCGACUUUAACAGGUAAAGCAGACAACUAUAUAUAAAAUAUUAUUUUAUCAUGCAUUCUUUUCUAACCGUAUGCUGUUUUUGAUGAUGCAUUGAAAUACUCACCCAUUCUGUGCUCAUGAGAUUAAUUUGAGAACUGAGGGUACAGCGAUAUUUUGAGAUUGACAUGCAUAGCAGACUUCUGUCCUCUGCGUGCAUUGUUGUUGUUAAAGCACUGGAAACUCCAUGCCAAGGAGAUGUCAAAGUUCUUUACUCUGUGGAAGGAGUUUUUAUUUAAAAAAACAGUUGUUUUUCCAAACAGGAUCCAGUUAAUCUCAUGAAGACAAAUUAUCUGUUGUACUGUUAACAUAUUUAAUGUUGUCAUAUAUCUGUAUAUCAUGAAUUGGCUUUAUUAAAAUUAUGAAACUGA
This is a messenger RNA of Epinephelus lanceolatus (giant grouper), 2204 nucleotides long. It is a transcript of the gene gclm, whose product is annotated as glutamate-cysteine ligase, modifier subunit. The record is from RefSeq and is a predicted model, not a curated record. Gene Ontology annotation, cellular component: glutamate-cysteine ligase complex. Gene Ontology annotation, molecular function: enzyme regulator activity; glutamate-cysteine ligase catalytic subunit binding. NCBI's taxonomy places the organism in Eukaryota, Metazoa, Chordata, Actinopteri, Perciformes, Serranidae. Gene Ontology annotation, biological process: glutathione biosynthetic process.